GUGAGAGGAAAAAAACAGUAAAGCAAAUGAUUGUCUUUAUUUCCUUAGUGUGUCCUAUGUAAGUGCCAGUACGACGACCUGAGCUUUCCGGGGCCUCUCUGCCUCAGGUUCCCAUCUCAUCCUGCAAAGCCUUGGAACCUCCUGGUCUUCAGCAAAGGACAAAGAGCACAAUUCCAACACGCCUGACCUCCCCAUCGGCAGGUCACCAGCUUGGCCUGCUUUAGGCAAACUCCCUUGGUCUGAAGAAACUCCCUUCCUCCUGCCGCUCCAGCACUGCUGUUCCUACUGACUUUUCGGCAGCGUGCACAGAUCCGAGGAGAAGCCAGCCUGAAAUAAGCUCAGAGCCAGCAAGGCCCUGAGGCUGAGAGGAGCUGGGGCUCUGCUACAACCCAACCUGCCUCCAACUCGUACAGAGCAUUGUGGCUUCCCAGCUAGCGCCUGUCUGGAAUGAUUUCAGCAACCCGAGGUGCAUGUCACAGCUCGUCACCUCCCCUCAGACAGACCUGCAGCAACAGAGAGGGAGUAGGAGAGCCCAGAGGGAGAGCGGCAGCCAGGGCUGAAACCACACAACACCCUUUCACUGCUCCCACUGCAGCAGCAGCGGAUUUUCCUGCCUGAUCCCCUGCACUGCUGGCCGCACCUCUUCUGCAGCCCCGAUCUGUAGCUCCAGACAGAAGUGUCCUUGUAAGAAGUAGCUGGGAUUUUUCUAUGUCUGCCCUGCACUUUCUGGAAACCCCAUGUAAGAAGAGAGCCAAGAGAAAAGCAGGAAGGCUGGAGAAGAGAAAUGCAAACAUUGGGUGGCCAAAGUAACACAGCAGUUCGGACCACUCACUGCAGUUUUACCACUGACCAGCAGGAGCAACCAUAAAUUACCAGCCGCAGUCAAAGCAGUGUCAGAAAAAUAUUAGUUUUGAAAUCUCUCACCUGAUUGCCAGCAAAAUCUCAACAACAUUGCUAACACCAUUACUAAUACUUUGAGCUCAUUCAGAGGAAGAGCUGUGCUCCUUGCAAAUGCUAAUUUAGCUCCACACCAGAAGCACAGAGGCUAGAGCAAUGACAACGUCAACUGAUGUGGGUUUCAGACGGAGGGCUGGACACGCGAUUACUCAGAAAACAGGCCCUGAAGUCCUGCCACGGGGAAAGGCUGAGAGAUGGCCGAAGGGAAAAUAACAACUUUCACCGCCCUGACGGAAAAAUUCAACCUUCCCUUGGGGAAUUACAAGAAACCCAAACUCCUGUACUGCAGCAAUGGAGGCCACUUCUUGAGGAUACUUCCAGAUGGCAAGGUAGAUGGGACAAGGGACCGAAGCGACCAACACAUCCAACUGCAGCUAAGCGCGGAAAGCGUGGGUGUAGUGUAUAUAAAGAGCACCAAGUCUGGACAGUACUUGGCUAUGGACACCAAUGGCCUUUUAUAUGGAUCACAGUUAAUGAGCGAGGAAUGCUUGUUCCUGGAAAGGAUGGAAGAAAAUCAUUACAACACAUACACAUCUAAGAAGAAUGCAGAUAAGAACUGGUUCGUUGGCUUAAAGAAGAAUGGAAGCACCAAACUGGGACCACGGACUCACUAUGGCCAGAAGGCAAUCCUUUUCCUUCCGCUGCCAGUGUCAGCUGAUUAGAAGAUCCUACCCCAACUGCCAUAAGACAACCCUGAAUCUUACGCAUCAACUACCACCUCUUCUCUCUUUCUCUCUCUUUACUGGCUAGAGUGACAAAGAGAUUAACUGUAUGACCAGACGCGUUCAGUAUUUAAAUGCUUUAAAAAUUAAAA
Alligator sinensis (Chinese alligator) is the source of this 1771-nucleotide messenger RNA. RefSeq names its product fibroblast growth factor 1 (gene FGF1). NCBI's taxonomy places the organism in Eukaryota, Metazoa, Chordata, Crocodylia, Alligatoridae. The transcript has 10 exons. Gene Ontology annotation, molecular function: growth factor activity; fibroblast growth factor receptor binding. The coding region runs from base 1152 to 1619 and encodes 155 amino acids. Gene Ontology annotation, cellular component: cytoplasm. The record is from RefSeq and is a predicted model, not a curated record. Gene Ontology annotation, biological process: positive regulation of protein phosphorylation; fibroblast growth factor receptor signaling pathway; positive regulation of gene expression.